AUGAAGGAGUUGUUUGGGGGUCCAGGGAAAGUGAGUGGCUUGGGAUUGAGAGUAGGGCAGUUUGUGUUUGCAGCUGCUUCAAUUGUGGUCAUGGUCUCUGCUCGUGGCUUCUUUAAUGCUACUGCUUUCUGCUAUUUGAUUGCAUCAAUGGGGCUUCAACUCCUUUGGAGUUUUGGACUUGCAUGCCUUGAUCUGCAUGCUUUGAGAUCAAAGAAAAACCUGCAGAAUCCUGUCCUAGUGAGCUUAUUUGUCGUUGGUGAUUGGGUGACAUCUAUCCUAUCACUUGCUGCUGCAUCUGCAGCAGCUGGAGUCACCGUGCUGUUUGCAAGAGACUUGCAUUACUGCAGAGCACCAUACAAUUUCCCAUGCAGCAGGUUCCAAAUCUCCAUUGCUUUGGCAUUUAUCUCGUGGUUUCUCCUUGCCAUAUCUUCUCAUGUUAUGUUUUGGCUUUUGGCCGCAGUAUGA
This is a messenger RNA of Dovyalis caffra, 465 nucleotides long. Lineage: Eukaryota; Viridiplantae; Streptophyta; Magnoliopsida; Malpighiales; Salicaceae. The record is from the annotation of a GenBank genome assembly.